AUGAGUGAAGAUGUCAUUUCUGCACCAGAAGAAUACUCUCCUCAGCAGAGAUUAGAAGUGAAGCAGUACUUGGAAUCACAUCCAGAAAUCAAAACAGUCAUUGCUGAUUUAAUGGUUGCGAUUAUUGAAAAUAAACCUGAGAAACCAUUAGAUUUCGCUAAAGAGUACUUCGAAAACCUCAAAUAA
Messenger RNA from Trichomonas vaginalis G3, 186 nucleotides. Its product is annotated as Dimerization-anchoring domain of cAMP-dependent PK regulatory subunit family. The record is from RefSeq and is a predicted model, not a curated record. NCBI's taxonomy places the organism in Eukaryota, Parabasalia, Trichomonadida, Trichomonadidae. Bases 1 to 186 code for a protein of 61 amino acids. The transcript has a single exon.